Molecule: messenger RNA, 2389 nt
Organism: Camellia sinensis
Lineage: Eukaryota; Viridiplantae; Streptophyta; Magnoliopsida; Ericales; Theaceae
Source: RefSeq, a predicted model, not a curated record
GAGCACCACCUGAUAAUACCUCCAAAAACGUUUUUGGAAAUCAAAUUUGUUUCGGCUUUCUCCAAAAGCGACAAAAACAACCAAACGAGUCCCCAUUUCAGCUACAGGAACAGGUAAGAGAGAAAGAGAGCGGGGGGUUAGGGUUUCGCUUCGUUUCUAUGCCUUGUACGUGCUCUGAGAAUUGUUCUCAUCGAGAAGAAUCAGAUGUUUCAGUCCUCAAAGGAACUGAAUUGGGUUUAAAAUUUGGUGGUUUAAGAAGCACUGAUAUUGAGUUAAUGAUGUUUUUGGGUAUUGAUACCAUGGGGUGAACUGAAUUGUGUUUAAAUUUUGGUCGUUUACGAAGCACUGAGAUUGGGUUAGUGAGGUUUUUGGGUAUUGGUACCAUGGGUGAAAUUGCGGGAACUUCCGAAUCUGGUUCUACUAGAGAAUUGAGUUCACAGCUAGUGAGGGUUUGGUCUUCUCGCGAGGAGGAUAGUUCACGCAGGCAAGCGACUCAUUUUGGGGGUAGUGGGUCAAGGAAUACGAGCCCUCUAGGCCGAGCUGGUUCAAGGAAUACUAGUCCUUCUAGGCAGAAGGUGAUUAAGACUAAACCAAGGGGCUUAGAUGAGGAGAUGAUUUCUACAUUUGCUAAGGCCACUCACCCUGAUGUGCAAAUGGAAGAUAAUAUAUGGGCAAUGUUACCUGAAGAUCUGUUGAAUGAAAUCUUAGCCAGGGUUCCUCCAUUCAUGAUUUUCCGGCUCCGAUCCGUUUGUAAACGAUGGAAUUCAAUUUUACAGGACAAUAGUUUUCUUAAGUUUCAUUCACAAGUGCCAUCCCAUGGGCCUUGUCUUCUCACAUUUUGGAAGAAUUCACAGACCCCGCAGUGUUCGGUGUUUAGCUUGCCAUUGAAACAAUGGUAUAGGAUCCCGUUCACAUUUUUACCACAAUGGGCAUUCUGGUUGGUUGGUUCAUCAGGUGGUCUUGUUUGCUUCUCUGGACUCGAUGGGUUGGCCUUUAAAACUUUAGUUUGUAACCCUCUCACACAGACAUGGAGGACAUUGCCGAGUAUGCAUUAUAAUCAGCAAAGGCAGUUGAUUAUGGUUGUUGAUAGGAUUCACAGAUCAUUUAAGGUUAUAGCCACUAAUGAUAUUUAUGGGGACAAGUCAUUGCCAACUGAAAUAUAUGAUUCAAAGCUUGACUCUUGGUCGCUGCAUCAGACAAUGCCUGCCGUGAAUCUUUGUUCCUCAAAGAUGGCAUUUUGUGACUCAAGGUUGUAUCUGGAGACUCUUUCGCCGCUUGGUUUAAUGAUGUAUCGUCUGGACACUGGAUACUGGGAACACAUUCCAGCUAAAUUCCCAAGGUCUUUGUUGGAUGGGUAUCUAGUGGCUGGCACUCAGAAACGUCUGUUUUUAGUUGGAAGGAUUGGUCUUUACAGUACUCUUCAAAGUAUGAGAAUAUGGGAAUUGGAUCAUGCAAAGAUCGCCUGGGUUGAAACAAGUAGGAUGCCACCAAGGUACUUUCGAGCUCUUUUGAGGUUGUCUGCUGAGAGAUUCGAGUGUUUUGGCCAGGAUAAUUUGAUCUGCUUCACAUCUUGGAACCAGGGGAAGGGCUUGCUCUAUGAUGUGGAUAAGAAGGUUUGGUCUUGGAUUGCUGGCUGCGCUCUGCAGUCCUACAACAGCCAAGUUUGUUUCUAUGAGCCAAGAUUUGACGCUUCAAUUCAUUAAUCAGGUUUAAGCUUUCCAAUAUUCAUCUCUCUCUUCUUCUUCUUCAUCGGGUGUUACUCUUUCUGCUUCCCUUAUGCAUGAGCAAGGUUCUUCAAAUUGGGCCGUGUCUGGUGUCUCCUUCCUUUGUUUGGCUAGUGUCUCCAUUUGCUUAAGAUAGGGCAGCUUAGGGAGAUCUAAUCUUGUCCCCAAGAAUUCUACAAUAGAGCUUUGGUUCUCACUUUUUAACAGGUAUCUGGAGGAUGUCGGUUUUCAUGAUUGGCAAUUGGACGCGGGCUGGGUUUUAUUAGAGGUCUUACUUUGAGGAUCAUGACUUUUUGGGGAGAGAAUUUUUUCCAAUUUGUGUACGCCAAUUGAAAUUGUUUAUCAAAUGCAAGGUAAACUUAAACUCAAUACUGAUAGAUGCUCCAAAGGAGACCUAAGGCAGGCAGGCUAUGGAGGUCUGCUACGAGAUAAAGCUGGUACUUGGAUAUGGGGUUACUAUGGCAAGUUAGGCAUUGUUGGAAAAUGACUUUUGUGUAACCUUAUUUUUUGCUAACUUUGAGCAUUAAUUAAUGUGUGACCCAAACAUUAUUUUUAACAUUUCUAAUUGGGUUCAUGGUUUAAUGUCGCAUAGUGAAUAACAUCGUGUAUUUGGUUGUUCAAAACUAUUUCCAGAUGAAUGAGAAUUUAGCGCACGUUUUCAGGUU